Symsagittifera roscoffensis is the source of this 2080-nucleotide messenger RNA. RefSeq lists its product as uncharacterized. The coding region runs from base 266 to 1894 and encodes 542 amino acids. Gene Ontology annotation, molecular function: protein binding. The transcript is spliced from 8 exons. The record is from RefSeq and is a predicted model, not a curated record. Lineage: Eukaryota; Metazoa; Xenacoelomorpha; Acoela; Convolutidae.
UUUUUGAUUAAUUUUCUUACUCAAUAGACUAUCAACUACCAAGACAGAUCUGAAUAGCUAAUACGUAUUCACAGAUAGUUAGUCAAAUUGUAUAAUAGCUCUAUCAUUUCGUGUUUUGCUGUUGUUUUUCUUUUUUAUUGAUUCAUUUUUUGGAUUUUUAUGCCGCCCCAAAAAUGAUCUCUAGUAUUCACAGAUAGUUUAUCAAACAUUAAUCAAAUAAAAAUAUUAUUCAUUCAAUUUUUGGAUUUUGAUCCCCCACCCAAAAAUGAUCUCUACUUAUCGAAAUAACGGAUCUGCAGUUGGCGGUGUAUCGGGUGUGUUUCUUCGAGAGUUCAAAAACAACUUCAUGCUGAACAGUACAACUAUAACAGGAAAAGAGGCGUGUGAACAAAUUGUCAAGCCAAGAACUAAGGAGAAGGAGUGCAGCUUCAUGGAUCUGUUUUGGGGGAGGGUGGACGCGAGGGGCAUUGAGUACGUGGGGGAGGCCCAGUUCCGAGUCUGCUUCGCCUGGAACAGCAAUUUCAACGACACCCUACAACUUCUGCUGGACCACGCAGAGAAAGAACUGGGAAGGUGUUACUAUUGGAUGGAUAUCUUCUGUGAAAACUACCACGACGAAGAAACGACCAGCCCCCCUAAUGUACAGAGAUGGCUGAAGAAGAAAGUCACUGCCGAAAUCAAACAAGCGGACAACCUUCUGCUGCUGUUACCCGAUCUGAAGAAACCGCUCGCUCUCAGAAGAUCGUGGUGUGUAUUUGAAAUUGCAACCUGUCUAAAACUUGGAGGUGAAGUCACGAUUCUCUCGAAGCCUCAACAAAAUGAUCAGCUGGUGUACGCCUUAGUCGACAACGGGGGAGAUUUUGACGACACUUUCAAAGGGUUCUCGUUCCGUGGCGACUUGAUGGAGGACUCGGAUGUGAGCUACUCGGAUGUUCUGCGCGUGAUGGUGGAGAAACAGUUCGGGUUCGAGUGGGUCAGCGAACAACUGCUGGAGAAAACCAAAAAGUGGAUCAUCCGCAUAUUCAAGAGGGAGUGUGAUGUUCUUCUGGAAAGCAAGUACCAGAAAGAGCUGGGAUACAGACUGGCCACGUCUCUGGCCGAAUACCUCACCAAAUUUGGAGAUUUGGCCAAUGGGGAGCGUCUUCUGAACAGGGCUUUGAGGAUAGGCGACAAACUGUGGCCCAACCAGCUAGAGUUCCCGUUCAAACUCAAAAACAUGCUUGGAAAGGGAGUCAUAAGGCGAGACUUGGAGGACUUCGGGGGCGCCUCCGAGUUGUUUGACGACGUCCAGGAACUCCAGGACAAACUCGGAGUUCCUCUGAAUGACAUCAAACGAACCGAGGUCGGAUUAGAGCAGGCAAUUCUACUCAGACUAACCGGAAUGCUUGCCGACGCUCUCGAACUCUUACAUCGAAUCAUUGAAAUCCGAGAAUCAAUGCUCGGGUUAGAUUCAAUUGAAAACGCACGUUUCGUCACUGAGCUCGGGAACUGUUUCUUUCACACCGAAGAUUAUGACUCGGCGAUUGAAGCUUACAAGAAAGCGAGUGCUUUACUCGAAUCAGAGGAAAGUGGAAACAUUCUAACAAUAUCAGCGCUCAGUUCUAAACUUGGUCGGAUUUACUACUUAAAGAAAGAGUAUUUGGCUAGUAUCGCUUUCUACGAAAGAGCAAUGCUUCUCACCAUUUCAGUCGAGGAACCGCCUCAGAAACAAAUCGAUAACAUCCAAAGUGCGCUUAAUGAGUCCAAAUUCAAAUUGAAAAUUCAGUUGGCAAAAGAAGAACACGCGAAAAAAGUUGCCGAGAAGGAAAGAAAGAAAGCAGAAAAAGCGCAACUGAGGCUGGAAAAAUUGACGGCUAGUUUGCAACGGAACGAAACAGAACUAUCUGUUAACUGACUAAGCUGCUUAAUUGGUAAAACUCAAAAAACUUGACGAGGAAAAACUUUGAGGCAUUUACCAAUCUGAUAAAAGACUGUAGUUUUAAUUUUCGAAUUGCGUGAUUGUACCAAUUAUUGGAAAAAGCUAUUUCACUUAAAUCUUCAAAAACUCUAUAUUCAAAAAAAAAAAUUAUGAUCUCUAAAA